CCAGGUGCCAAGAUCUAAGAAUGUUCCCAGAUUGGGCUAAAGGGGAGGAGUAGAGAGUCUGCUAAGGUGGCACAGGGGAGGGUGUAUUUUAGAAACCAUUGCUGUCAUACAGAUUGAGGCGUGGAGUUUUAUAGGAGGGAGGAGCGCUCAGCAUGCUGCCUACCCCAGGCCUUCAGUGGUGGCCCUAAGGCUCCUUUCAGUCACAAGUUUGUAAAAAGAAAGGAAGGAAGGGAGGGAGGAAGGAAGGAAUUUAAAAAAAGUCUGCCAGUUUUUUAUAAAGCAUCCCGGCUAACUUUUUGACAUCUCGCGCGCCAGGGACCUCCUCACCAGGUGAAGGGUCUGGUCACCGCCCAAAGCGACCACAGACGUGACUCGCGCGCGCGGGGACGCCACACGGUUUCGUUUCCGAGGCCGCCCGCCCGCCACCCGCGGGGAGCGCGGGCCGGGGACGGUGGGCGCGCUCCGGGCAGAGUCGCCAGGAGGCUGCGGGCCGCGGGGGCGGCGGGCAUGGCCGAGGCGCGGCCCGGGCUGGCGACCGGGCCGGAGCUCAACGCGCUGCCGGACCACUCGCCGCUGCUGCAGCCGGGCGUGACCGAGCUGCGGCGCCGGGCCCGGGAGGCUGGGGUCCCGCUCGCCACGCUGCAGCUCACCGACGCCUUCUUGCUGCGGUUCCUGCGCGCCCGGGAUUUCGACCUGGACCUGGCCUGGCGGUUACUAAAAAACUAUUAUAAGUGGAGGGCAGAAUGUCCGGAAAUAAGUGCAGAUCUACACCCUCAAAGUAUUCUGGGCCUUCUGAAGGCUGGCUACCAUGGAGUCCUGAGAGCCCGGGACCCCACCGGCAGCAAGGUUCUUAUUUACAGAAUCGCACACUGGGACCCAAAAGUUUUUACAGCUUAUGAUGUAUUUCGUGUAAGUCUAAUCACAUCUGAGCUUAUUGUACAGGAAGUAGAAACUCAACGGAAUGGAAUCAAGGCUAUCUUUGAUCUGGAAGGUUGGCAGUUUUCUCAUGCUUUUCAAAUUUCCCCAUCUGUAGCCAAGCAGAUUGCUGCAGUACUUACAGAUUCCUUUCCAUUGAAAGUUCGUGGAAUCCAUUUGAUAAAUGAACCAGCAAUUUUCCAUGCUGUUUUUUCCAUGAUUAAACCAUUUCUGACUGAAAAAAUUAAAGGACGGAUUCAUAUGCAUGGGGACAAUUACAAACAAAGCUUACUUCGGCAUUUCCCAAACAUUCUUCCGGUGGAAUAUGGUGGUGAAGAAUUCUCCAUAGACGACAUUUGUCAGGAGUGGACAAAUUUUAUAAUGAAGUCUGAAGACUAUCUCAGCAGCAUUUCUGAGAUCAUUCAAUGAGAAGACGUUAUUUCAUGUGAAUAGCUUUCUAAUUAAACAUACAUGAAUGAGAUUCUACUUGGAUAUGGAAAUGAAAGAAAAAAAAACAAAUCUUUUAAACUAAUAAAUUCUUGUCUGAUCUUUAAAAUACUAAAAUCUUUGGCAAUGAGGAACAUGGGAUAUUUGGGAAACGUUUUUACUCUCUAAAUUUUCUUUUGGCUGAUUUUUGCACUUGAGGAGAUAACAUUGAGAUGGGUGCCAGCAGCCUCAUCACCCCCAUAAGAUGGAUACUGCCUGCCCCCGAUUUGCACCAGGGGGCUGCGUAGGAUAAAAUAUGAAAGCACAAACAGAUGAGACUACCGUAACUCUGAAAUGAUGACAGACACCCUUACUCUUAGAUUGGUCCAAAUAGGGCCCAAACAGGAUAAGAUAAGAACCAAUGGGCCUUGGGCGGUGCCUGUGGCUCAA
Messenger RNA from Nycticebus coucang (slow loris), 1791 nucleotides. It is a transcript of the gene TTPA, whose product is annotated as alpha tocopherol transfer protein. The record is from RefSeq and is a predicted model, not a curated record. Bases 508 to 1344 code for a protein of 278 amino acids. The transcript has 5 exons. Gene Ontology annotation, molecular function: phosphatidylinositol bisphosphate binding. Gene Ontology annotation, cellular component: membrane. Lineage: Eukaryota; Metazoa; Chordata; Mammalia; Primates; Lorisidae.